Messenger RNA from Enterobius vermicularis (human pinworm), 516 nucleotides. The record is from the annotation of a GenBank genome assembly. Lineage: Eukaryota; Metazoa; Nematoda; Chromadorea; Rhabditida; Oxyuridae.
AUGGAAGAGAAUACAGACACUUUUGGCGAACUUGUGAUGCUUUGUGAGGAUUUUAUGCAAACUGCAAUUGGCGUAAAUAGUAAUUUCCAGAGUAGCAACUGGUUGGCUUCACUGCACGAUUACAAAGAACGUGCAAAGGGGAUCUCAAAAAGUCGCGCUUCGCAACAGAAGUUACAGCAGGAAACGUCGUUGAAGAUCCAACGUUUGGAGGAGUUAUCUUUGGCUGCGAAAGAAAACGUUUCUUCGCUGAAAAAAAAAAUUGAUGACGAUGAACACGGUCUUACUAAUUUUAAACAGCGACUGAGUGGUUUGAACAAUGAAGGGCAAGAACUUAGGGACGUUGCCGACCGUUUGAAAGCGGAACUUGUAGAGGAGGAAUUGAAUUUUCAUCGAGCUCAUUUGAAAGAAAGUAUUCGGCAGCGAAAUAGGUUACAAGCUUUACUGAAGGCAGUGGAGGCGAAAAAGAUGGAGUUCAGUGAAGGAUUACAUGGUUUAGAAAGUCCGAUGGAAACGUGA